This is a messenger RNA of Habropoda laboriosa, 603 nucleotides long. It is a transcript of the gene SmD3, whose product is annotated as small nuclear ribonucleoprotein Sm D3. The record is from RefSeq and is a predicted model, not a curated record. Gene Ontology annotation, biological process: spliceosomal snRNP assembly; RNA processing. Gene Ontology annotation, molecular function: RNA binding. Gene Ontology annotation, cellular component: U1 snRNP; pICln-Sm protein complex; commitment complex. NCBI's taxonomy places the organism in Eukaryota, Metazoa, Arthropoda, Insecta, Hymenoptera, Apidae. The coding region runs from base 141 to 569 and encodes 142 amino acids. The transcript has 2 exons.
CACAUUGGAAGUAAGGUUAUUGCGUGUGUUUAUAAUUUUCUAUAUUUUUAAAGGUUUCUAAUCAAAAAAGUCUCAGAUUUUUAAAUUAAUUAAGGUAAAAUUCGAGCGGAUUAUUUGGGUUAUCGCAAAAAUUGGUCAAAAUGUCAAUUGGGGUACCAAUAAAAGUACUUCACGAAGCGGAAGGUCAUACCAUAACCUGUGAAACAAACACCGGUGAAGUGUACCGCGGUAAACUAAUAGAAGCCGAGGACAAUAUGAACUGUCAAAUGCAAAAUAUCACGGUGACUUAUAGGGACGGUCGAGAGGCACCAUUAGAAAAUGUUUAUAUUAGAGGGUCGAAAAUCAGGUUUCUUAUAUUACCAGAUAUGUUGAAGAAUGCACCAAUGUUUAAGAGACCUGGAGGGAAAGGAUCGGGAACUGCUGGCAGAGGAAAAUCUGCAAUUUUACGCGCUCAAGCUCGUGGAAGAGGCAGAGGUCAGAAUCAAAGAGGCAGAGGCACUGGUUCUGCUCCUUGGCUAAAUCAACAGAAUCAACCUGGGGGAUCUCAAGCAGGAAGAGGAAGAGGUUAAACUGUAUGACAAUAAGGAGCAUUACGAUAAGAGG